This is a messenger RNA of Aureobasidium namibiae CBS 147.97, 321 nucleotides long. Its product is annotated as chaperonin Cpn10. Gene Ontology annotation, cellular component: mitochondrial matrix. The record is from RefSeq and is a predicted model, not a curated record. The transcript has 3 exons. Lineage: Eukaryota; Fungi; Ascomycota; Dothideomycetes; Dothideales; Saccotheciaceae. Bases 1 to 321 code for a protein of 106 amino acids. Gene Ontology annotation, molecular function: protein folding chaperone; protein-folding chaperone binding; metal ion binding.
AUGACUUCCACCAUCGCCGCCAAGUCCAUCAAGGCCCUCGCACCCCUGCUCGACCGCGUCCUCGUCCAGCGCAUCAAGGCCGAGACCAAGACCGCCGGCGGUAUCUUCCUCCCCGAGUCUGCCGUCAAGGAACUCAACGAGGCCAAGGUUCUUGCUGUUGGCCCCGGCGCCUUUGACCGCGAUGGAAAGCGCAUUGCUCCUUCGGUCCAGCCCGGCGACAAGGUUUUGAUUCCUCAGUUUGGUGGUUCGCCCAUCAAGGUUGGUGAGGAUGAGUAUUCGCUUUUCCGCGAUCACGAGCUUUUGGCCAAGAUCAACGAGUAA